Molecule: messenger RNA, 1019 nt
Organism: Melitaea cinxia (Glanville fritillary)
Lineage: Eukaryota; Metazoa; Arthropoda; Insecta; Lepidoptera; Nymphalidae
Gene: UbcE2H
Product: ubiquitin-conjugating enzyme E2 H
Exons: 5
Coding region: 161-739 (192 amino acids)
Biological process (GO): ubiquitin-dependent protein catabolic process; protein polyubiquitination
Cellular component (GO): nucleus
Molecular function (GO): ubiquitin conjugating enzyme activity
Source: RefSeq, a predicted model, not a curated record
UCUUCGAAAUUUUUGUCUAUGGUGUGUGUCCAUUGUUUUUCUACAAUGUUAUUUUUCUGACUGCUGCUGGUGGACGAAAAAUUUAUCUCGCUGCGUCGAGUGUGGGUUUGUGCUAGUGUUCGUGUUCGAUAUAGUGAUUUAUUCGGAAUAGAUCACGAAGAUGUCGUCACCGAGCGCUGGGAAACGUCGGAUGGACACGGACGUCAUAAAACUUAUUGAAAGCAAACACGAAGUAACAAUACUCGGGGGCCUGAACGAGUUCUGUGUGAAAUUCUUCGGACCUCCAGGAACUCCUUACGAAGGUGGCGUAUGGCGGGUGCGAGUCCACUUGCCCGACCACUACCCAUUCAAGUCGCCGUCCAUCGGCUUCAUGAACAAAGUCUACCAUCCGAACAUCGACGAAGUGUCCGGCACUGUGUGUCUGGACGUCAUCAACCAAGCCUGGACAGCUUUAUACGACUUGUCGAACAUAUUCGAGUCCUUCCUACCGCAGCUCCUGACGUACCCCAACCCUAUCGACCCUCUGAACGGUGAUGCCGCUGCCAUGUACCUCCACAAACCUGAGGAAUACAAAAAAAAGGUUUCCGACUACGUAAAACGCUUCGCGACAGAAGAAGCCCUGUUAGAAAAGGACGCGAUAACCGGCGCCGGGGCCGCGACACGUAACGGUGCUAACAGCGACACCGAGUCCUCGAUGUCCGAGUUUAGUGAUGACGAGGCCCACGAUAUGGAGUUAUAACGCUUGGAGGCCGCCCGCCCGCCCGUCGUGUACUUGCAAGCUGGACUCUACUAAACGAUACUCUCGGUACCGAUCAGACGAGUGAUUGACAUUCGUUAAACAUGUCAGGAAUUUCAAGUCCGGUACUACAUAGUUGCGUGACUGUUAUCGAGUUGUCUUGUAUCUUAUUGAAUAGCCGUGUCAUUUAUCAAAUAGCCGGGUCACUUAUUGAAUAGUCUUGUCACUUAAUGAAGUCGUCAUUGAUGAUAUCACGUCGCUGGGUACCUAUUGUCUCCGCCAU